ACAGUUUGUAAGUUGUGUGAAGCCAGUACAAGAGAAUUUUGAUAGGACUGAUGUGGAGAAACACUGUCAAGGCCUCAGAAUAGGCAAGUGAUGAGACUACUCCAACUUCAGAAACCAUCGGAGGUGUGGAAGAUGUUCCCAAUUUCCAUGAUUGGGUAGGAAAGCUGUUGAGUAUUACACCAAUGGAUGGUAGAUCUUGGAAGACCCUUUCCCAAUGUUUUGGUUGGAAAGUAAAAACUCAUGGAUUUGCUAUUCGAGGAGUUACUGCUGAGGCGGUUGUGGCUUCUCGUAUCUCUUUGAAAAGGGCUCAAGAAAUAAUUUUAGGCUCUUCAUCGAAAAGAAAAACCGUUGAUGACCAAGCUUCCGAAGAAAAGGAAGAUGGGGGUUCCUUGGUAACAAGGCCACGGGCUCGUAGGUGCAUUAUUUCCGAUGAUGAAGCAGAAGCAUCCCCCCGCCGUUCUAUUCCUCUUACUGAAUCUGUUGAAGUCCCGGUAGUGAUCCCUGAUGAUGUUGAUGAUGCUCCCGCUGCUGCUCAUGAUUCUUUUGAGCAGCUUUUUGACCGCGUGUUUGGUCGUGAAAGUUUAGGUCCCGUUUCUGAUGAAGCUCCCUUGGCUUCUUUUUCUCCUCCCGUGCAUGUGACUCUUACUUUGCUGAUUAUGGCUACUUCCGUUCCUCCCCAGGCUAUUUUUACUACUUCUACUAUUCCUCCUUCGACAAUUCCUCCUCCACCUACUCACCGUGCUGAGGUUGGCUCCUCAAGUAGGAGUGGUUCUAUGAGGCAAGUGAUUGUUGAAGUCACCGCUGAGGGAAACCUUUUAAGGAAAUCGGGUCAAGCAGAUGUGUGGCUAAAGCCUUUAAUUGGUCUUGUUGAGAGAGCCAGGCUAGAGAGCCAUUGUCCUUUGACCUUGAUGAAUGACAUUGUGCAUGCUUCUUUAAAGGCCAAUCUCAUCGGCACAGAGAUGAUGAAAAGGGUUACCCUCUCAGAGCAGCUAGUGCAUGAUUACCAAUUGGAGACAUAUAAUUGGAAUGAACAAUAUGAAAGUCUUCAGAUCGACAUGAAGUACUUAAAAGAAAGUAAAAGUACCUUGGAGCAGCAGGUGCGGGCUUUGACUUCGGAGUUGGCAGUUGAAAAAGCUUUCUCCAGUCAAGCAGACAAGGAAAAGGCUCGUCUUGAAACUUUUUUUUCCGAGCAGCUUUCCAAGGCAAGUGAAGAUAUUAGAGAGUUGAAGGUCUCUUGGAUGCAAAAGAAGCCUAUGCUGGUGAACUCGUGCAGAAUUUGACUCAAGUCCAAGAAGACCUCCGGGUUUUUUUCUGAUAAGGUUUGUUCCUUAGGAAAUUCCCACGCCUCUCUUCAAGCUUUUUAUGAAUCUGCCUUGGCUGAAAAUGAAAAGCUAAAGAAUGAAAUCACUGACUGGGAAAGAGAUUAUGAGAUCCUUGAAAAUAAGUUUGCCAUUGAAGUGAGUUGGGCGUUUUUGAAUUCUCGCCGUGAUACCCUUAUUGAAGCUAGCCAAGAGAAUUUUAACUUGGAAUUUGAGUUAGCUAAGAUCAAUGAAACUAUUGAGAAGACUCAGCAGAACCAAGAUUUUCCUUCUCCCGUGGCCGAAGCUUCCGCAAAUGUUGAAGAUGAUACGGGUAUCCACACUCCUUCAAGCCAAGUUGAACCCACUGCUGUUGAUGUACUUGCUUCAGUUCCUUCAUCUUCUCAGUGACAAGUUUAAGUUGUUUGAAUUCCUUUGUGUCUUUUUUUUUCUUUUUGGAAAAUUGUGGUUAGAACCUUGGUCUUAUUUGAGGGUUUGUUUUGGAAACUUAAGUCCCCAGACCUUUUAUGGGGCAAUAUGUAUAAACAAUUUUCAGUUUAUGACUAAGUUCAUACUUAGUCUAAGCUUUUUAAUAUUAAGAAAUUUUUCGUUACUAUUUGAACUUCUGUUUUGUUUA
Molecule: messenger RNA, 1935 nt
Organism: Nicotiana tabacum (common tobacco)
Lineage: Eukaryota; Viridiplantae; Streptophyta; Magnoliopsida; Solanales; Solanaceae
Source: RefSeq, a predicted model, not a curated record